Messenger RNA from Zophobas morio, 1085 nucleotides. RefSeq names its product juvenile hormone acid O-methyltransferase-like. NCBI's taxonomy places the organism in Eukaryota, Metazoa, Arthropoda, Insecta, Coleoptera, Tenebrionidae. The record is from RefSeq and is a predicted model, not a curated record. The transcript has 3 exons. Bases 263 to 1084 code for a protein of 273 amino acids.
UUCAAUAAUAACGAAAUUCGUCUUUCUUUCACUUUAGAAGAAGGGUUAUAUUUGGCACAGCAGAAUCAGGUGACAAAUUAUAGAGUAAUUCGAUACUUUGCAACUUUGUUUCUGUUAAAACUUGUCCGCAAUCAAGGUCAAAUUAAACAUAUUUACGCAAUUUAAAGCAAUUAAUAAAGUAGGUACAUUGUAAAUAAUUGCAGUGCUAUCAGUUUUUAUAAAAUGCAACGCACAUUCUCACGCUGUCUCAGAACAACAAAAAAUGAACCAAGACCCAGCUCUGUACUCAAAAAUCUGCCAAAUGCAGAAAUUUGACGCCACGCAUUUCCUCAACACUUAUUUAAACCAGUUGAACCUGAAAGACGGCGCCUCAGUUCUGGACGUGGGUGCCGGCGAGGGCACAAUCACCCUCGAAGUGAUAAUCCCUCUCUUACCACCUUUCGCUAAACUCGUGAUUUCCGAUAAAUCCGAAAAAAUGGUAAACUUCGCCAAGCGGAGAUUCAACGACCAACGGAUCGAAGUCGUCAGGAUGGACAUCUCCGACGACGACGACGAAGUUUUCAAAAAACGCUUCGAUCACGUCUUCUCGUUUUAUUGUUUGAAUUUCGUCCCAGAAGAGAGGUGUCCACAAGCCAUGCGAAACAUUUUCACUUUGUUAAAACCAGGAGGAAACUUGUUUGCCAGUGUUAUAGUCGAUUCGGCUCUGUUUGAAAUUUGCGACAACAUGACCAAGAAGCAAAAGUGGCCCCCGGCUAUGGUGCAUUUCAAAAUUAAUCCGUACCGAGGUGUGGACAAACCUGAAGCCAAGCUAAGAUUUUUUUUGGAGCAAGCUGGUUUCGAUGUUCAAGUUUGCAAGUAUGAGGAAAGAACUUAUACUUUCGAUGGGUUUAGGCACUUUUUGGAUUUUGCGUUGGCGAUAGUACCUGUAUUAAACGUGGCGUCGCAAAAUAAGCAAUUGGAAUUUGUUGAAGAUUUUACGAAAGAAACCAGAAACGCUGACAAGCUGUCUAUAAAAGGAAGCGGUGGUGGUGAAAAAGUCGUCAUGUCUUACAGCGUUCUGGUGGUUUGUGCGUCAAGAGCUUAAA